Molecule: messenger RNA, 6988 nt
Organism: Formica exsecta
Lineage: Eukaryota; Metazoa; Arthropoda; Insecta; Hymenoptera; Formicidae
Product: casein kinase I-like
Exons: 9
Coding region: 946-3927 (993 amino acids)
Biological process (GO): signal transduction; endocytosis; peptidyl-serine phosphorylation
Cellular component (GO): cytoplasm; nucleus
Molecular function (GO): protein serine/threonine kinase activity; ATP binding
Source: RefSeq, a predicted model, not a curated record
GAAGUUGGCGAGGGGAUUGAGACGGGAGUACCUAAGAAACAUCUGUUUCCUCGAACGUUGCUAUAGGGCGCGCUAGUGAAGUGAACGCCUUCCGAAGCAACGUGAAACGAGGACGCCCGCCACCACACAAUCUUCCCACUUUUUCGCCUUCGUUGGGGAAAAAGUAGGAAAAACCCGUAAAGUACGUAGGAUCGCGAAGACGCCAUCGCGAUUGGUUAGGCGUAUUCUCGAUCGCGCUUCGUCGUCACCGGUCCUGCAGAUGCCAUAUCGUGACGCGCGCGCUUCCAUUGGUCGUCGUGCUCGUGCAAUCGGAUCGACAUUUAUCAUAGAAGAGAUCCGAUCUUCCUGCCGUCCACGACAGGGUUCUCGCGCGCGCGUUACGUUCACCGAAUUUCGUCACGACGUCACGAGCACCUCUCCCCGUAAGGGGCAAGUCUCUCGAUACACCUCGUCAUCCUCCCCCGCCGUUCUCCUACCUACCUACCUCGCGACGCAGUCGCAGCGCCGUCAACAACAACGUGAACAACGGCGAAAGCGACGUGCAAGCUACGCGAACGCAGCGCCGCCGUCAUCAGCGCGACCGCCAUCGCAACGAGGUGCGCUAUUCCGUUCACUUCGCGACGAAGCCACGAAGAAAUGCCCGUAGGUUCGAGAUCGAUCAAUCCGAGUUCCUGUACGACGAGCAUGGAGGUAUCAUCGCGAUCGAGCCUGUAACGGGCGUGCUGUUACGAGCGAGCUCAGCACGCGGUCGUUGUCGUCGUCGCGGCGAGCGAGCAUUGUAUCUCGCACUCCACGCUCGCGUCGGGUCAGCUGCUGCUUACUUCGCGCUGCCUCCGCGCUAGGUUGUCGGUGUGUGUGUGUGUGCUUGUGUAUUAAGUCGCCUCUCCCCGUAGCCGCGAUCGUGACACUUUUCACCGAGGUGCGCCGCCCAGGCUUGUGUAUACGAUGGAGCUGCGUGUUGGUAACAAGUACCGGCUCGGACGGAAAAUCGGGAGCGGCUCCUUCGGCGACAUUUACCUAGGUACCAAUAUUUCUACGGGUGAGGAAGUCGCUAUCAAAUUAGAAUGCAUAAAGACACGACAUCCGCAACUACACAUAGAAUCCAAGUUUUACAAGAUGAUGCAAGGAGGUGUUGGAAUACCAACUAUAAAAUGGUGUGGUUCGGAAGGUGAUUAUAACGUAAUGGUAAUGGAAUUACUUGGGCCAUCACUGGAGGACUUGUUUAAUUUUUGUUCAAGACGUUUUACUCUGAAAACAGUCCUACUUCUUGCCGAUCAAUUGAUAAGUAGAACAGAUUACAUUCACAGCCGCAACUUUAUUCAUCGUGAUAUUAAGCCAGACAACUUUCUGAUGGGUCUGGGAAAGAAGGGUAAUCUCGUCUACAUUAUAGAUUUUGGAUUAGCUAAAAAAUAUCGCGAUGGCCGCACACACAAACAUAUACCCUAUCGAGAAAACAAGAAUCUGACAGGGACGGCCAGAUACGCGAGUAUAAACACACACUUGGGGAUCGAGCAGUCACGACGGGACGAUCUCGAAUCUCUGGGCUAUGUCCUCAUGUACUUCAAUAGAGGUAGUCUACCUUGGCAAGGGUUGAAAGCAGCGACCAAGAGACAAAAGUACGAGCGCAUUUCCGAAAAAAAGAUGUCCACUCCCAUAGAAGAACUCUGUAAGGGGUAUCCUGUAGAGUUCGCGUCGUAUCUAAGGUAUUGUCGGGAUUUGCGCUUCGAGGAGAGGCCGGAUUAUUCGCAUCUUCGACAACUUUUCCGAACACUGUUCCAUGGUCAGGGCUUCACCUACGAUUACGUCUUCGACUGGAAUAUGCUGAAAUUUGGUAACGCGAGACAACCAACUUUACCUUCCGCACAGCAAGCACCUAUGCACUCGCAGCCGUCUAACGCGGCGCUGCCUUCUGGGACCAACAACGAUCAAGAACAUCGAUCAAGGCCCUACACGCGGCAAUGUUUACCGAACGCGUCCGUAGCGACGGUGGGCCCGACGCUUGGACGCUUGGAUCCGACCACAAGUUUGCGAGCAAUCCGGCAGAAACGCGAGAUGGAGACUCGUGGUGACCAGGACAAUCAGGACAAGAAUGAUCUCCAAGGUAAAAUACAAUUCUACCAACAAUUCUGCGCAAGCCAACAGAAUUUCGCUAUUGCCGAACGAAAAAUGCAACAUAAUGUGACAGUCGGACACUCGCAGCAGCCUGCGCCUGGCGGCAAUGAGACUGCCGCUGCCGCCACUGCGACACGCGUGAUAAAUCCAUGUCAAUUCAGUACAUUCAAGUCAACUACUACGCCGGUUAAUAGGGCGGCACCGCCGCCACCGCCAGACGCGGCGGCUUCUUUAGACCUGACCGGUCUUAAUCUGGGACGUAGUCGCGAAUUAGGCUCUAAUCGUAUCGCGGAGGUAAAUUCCGCGACUACGUCACGCGACUAUUAUCAGCCGACAAUGAGUAGAACGCGUGAGAGGAGCCCAAACACGGCGUCCCGUCAACUCGAUAAACAGAGCUAUUUUUUUCAUGGGCAUAAAACUGAGAAAGACGUAGAUCGCAAAGUCGUGAUGUUUGAGGAUCUAGGAACAAAGGGUACGGAUUACGCUCGACUGACGGCGGAUGACGCGGACGACACCGCGGCAAUUUCGGGCGGCUCGAUGAAUUGCUUUGGCGGCCUGGAUAAAGAGAGAAGCUAUGCUGAUUAUGAUAGUGACAAGAAACACAGGUGUCCCGCAACGAGCAACGUACGACAUCUUACUGUGACUCACGAGAUGCAACGUGACUCAGAAAACGUGGAAUUCCUUGAGAAAGAGGGUGAGAUCUUUAAGAAAAGUAGUAAUGAAUUAUUGCAGGAGGCCUUCACUAGCAAACGCAGAAAUUUCUCUUUUCGCAACAAAGAAAAAACGCAUAAGAGUUUGGAGUCGCUCGAGAAAAGUAUCAAUAUACCAGCUGUAGAUUGUAAAAGUCUAGAUCUUCUACCGGAAGAGCAAUCAAAAACUUUUUUCCAUAGUAAACAAAGGAGUCUUGAUUCGUCGCAGAAGUCAAUGAAGAAGUCUGUCGAUUCAACGACGGCGAACAAGACACGCAAGUGGCCUAACUUCUUCCAACGAGUCGGCAGAAGCUUGCAUUUUUUACCCAGGGAGCGCGAGAAGCGUCAGGACAUCUUGAAGCAAGAGGAACGCACCAUUAACAGUCAAUAUCCUCAGACCGAUCAGGAGAAAUGUGAAUAUUUUUUACAGAGGCACCAGAAAAAUGUUGAUUUUUUUGAGUGUACUCCAAGCGCGCUGGCCGAUCGUGCUCCCGUCCAGUCCAAUCUCGGUUCUUUCGACGAAGUAGAUACUGCUGUUGAACAGAAUUCCACUAGUCGCCUCAAAGAUGCGCAUCUCGAGGAGAAUACGUUUCGCGUGAAACGAGAUUCGAAUAAUUCUAUGAAUGUAGAUACCGCGGAAGAUAAUAUGAAACAGAAUAAUUUGGAUGCGAGUCAAUCGUUGAUGCAAUCUGACAUUUCGGCCAAUAUCGAAUUGACUGUAACAGUGAUGCAAUCGAGAGUUCCCUUGAUCGAGGGUCCAAUUGCGAGUGUCACUACGCAAGAUACUGUGAGUGGCAACAAAGACAGCUUAGACAUCGGAUACUCCAUCAGCGAACUUGGUAGAAUUUAUUUACAUACUAUACAAAACAUUGAUCAUACAGACGGUUUGCGAUCUACAGAGAACGCUGCUGACGCGUCGGAGAAACGGAAACGCUACAUAGAAUGGUUAAAAACGAAAAACGAUCAAGACAUUUUAAGCCACGGUAUUAAUUCAUGUGAUUCUCUGACUCAUGGUAAACCGCAAGCAUCGGGUGCGGGUGGACAGGAACGAAGGGUCAGCAUGCGGUUGCAUCGUAGGGAUACACUUCUAGCAGCUGCAGGAGAAAUGCAGCCCAAGUCCAAGUGAGUUGCUACACGAUAUAGAACGACUAAAUCCACUAAACGACUGGGUAUAACUUGCUCUACUGAGAUCCGCGGAUGAAAAAUAUCGUAACCGAAAGCUAUCGCACUAAUUCUAAAUGACAAAAAUAGACAAAGAGGGAGCGAAAUUCUCUUCUGUGCCACGGUAGAGGACGCCGGUUGUGAAAAGCUCUGAUCACGGGGAAAUCUUUCAUCGUGCGAGCCUUCUCUCUGAGUUCAUCCCUCCUCAUAAGUUUAUCGAUAAUUUGUCAUUAUCAUACGCGAAUUUCGCAAUUCUCACGGAGAAUUUUGCAAUGUUAUUUUAAUGCAAUGGAAAACGAAUAUAAUUGAUCUGUAUUUAAUUUGUCGAAUAUUUAAAUAAGAUAACAAAGUACGUUAUCAUAUAUAUGUUGAAAAGGACACAUAUAUUAUAAUAUUCAAUAUUAGUAGAUUUUUCCAUUUAGAAAAUAUCUAUUGACAUUAGUUAUACUUUUCAGAAUUAUAUUGCGUUUUAUUGUGAUUAAAGAUGAUUAUUAAUUUUAUUAAAUUUAACUAUUAUGCCGCUGUAAACGCGAGCGAUUAUCUGAUCUUAUGAGAAUCUUUCCGGCAAAAGAAGUCGGUUUAAAAGUCGAAACUGGGGAGAUUUGAUGUGACAAAUGAGAGAAGGAACGCCGGAAAAAAAAGAAAAAAAAGAGAGGGAACCUUUAGCUCGUGUUUAUGUGAAGACGGUGGCACGCUAAUGUCGCUGUUUUGUGUGUCUUUUGUUUUGGAAGCGCCAAUGCGACGGCAAUCGCUCCACCCACCCUGAUGGUCAGGCGGGCAAGCGUGCAACACAACAAGUGAAUCAGCAGCAGCAAUAGCGGAAUCAUCAUCAUCAUCAUCAUCGUAAUCAGCAACGUCGUUCGUCAGGAGCGAUGACCAGCGAUCACCGCCGCCGCCGCCGACACGGUGCACUCCUGCCUGUCGCAAACCGGAAAUGAACUCGCGCGUACUCGCAUCCGGUGAACGGUGAUGCGAUACGAUUUUCGCGUAUCAGUGACAAUUCUAUUCGUGUUGGUGCUUUAUUUGCGAUGUCCGCGAUGAAUAUCGCGUAACAGAAAAAGUAACAAAAAUGCCUGUGCGCGACUCUUCGUACCGAGUGGACGAUGACGAAAAGAAAAGGGAAGAAAAAAAAAAACGAUAGGCUUGUUCUCGCAGCGCGCAGAAUAAAGUAAUGCAGUAUGUGCGUUGUAUGGCGAACUGUAACAACUAAAUCAACUGUGUGGCUAACAAUACCCACCGCGCGUCUUCAAGAUGCAAUGACGCAACUCUCAUCGUAGUGCGCAAGAUUCUCAGGCGGAUUAUAGUACAGAAUGUCCUGGAUCUCUUUCUCACGAUCGGAGCGAGACUCCUGUCUGGAGAAAAGAGAGAGAGAGAGAGAACGCUCUCAACGACCAUACGUUCACGAGGGUAAAAAUGAGGCUUCAAAAUCGAAGUCGAAUCCCUCGCAUCUAUUGCGGAUGUAGGAGGAUAAAACGUGAUCGUUUUUUCUGUUUUCUUUUUUUUUUUCGAGGCGAAUCGCAAAUGUACAGUACGCGGUUUCGAUGAUGGAUUCUCGCAGUUGUUCAUCAUACAUAGAAUAAAUUUGGAGAUCAUUUAAUUUUCAUUGUACAAGAGGCGAGAACCGAACUGUGGCCAGUUUUGUUUUUUCUGAAUUCAAUACUGCAUAAGUUUCAUUUUGUGCGUAUAAAUUUCAAAUGAGUAAUUAUAUUUGUCAAAGUUCGUUGUAGCGUUAUAAUUAAUAAACUGUUUUCGAAAGAGAGCAGAGAGAGCUCUCUUCUCAAGAUAGUAAUCAAAUUGUAAUAAAAUUGAGCGCGUGUCGUAACAGAAGGCUACCUUGAUAUAUUAAAUAUCUGUGGUAUUUCUUUUAUAUAUUAUAAAUAUUCUUGAUUAUAAUAGUGAAUAUUCUCCAUUUGUAAAUUCCUAUAGAAACUUGUCAAAGAUUAACUUCUUUUUUUUAAAUGUUAUAUAAGUCGAUUGAUGGCUUAUGUGAUUAUCCGUUAAUAAUAUAGACUUCGCGAAAUUAUCGCGAAUUAUUAUAAUAUUCGAUUUUCAUGAGACAGUUAUGAGAAUUAACAUAAUUCCGCGCAAUUAUUACCGUAUCCUGUUCCACCGGCGGGCUGAAUACGUAUAUGUAUAAAUGUAGAAUAUUUCUUCGUAUAAGUCGCAACAUGUACAUAGACCGAUUACAUUGGUAACUCAAGCAGCUGUUGAGUGUGUAAAGCUGUUAUGAAUUUUUGCACAAAAUACAAAUGACAUUUUUUCAGGCGAUAUAAACGAAAUGUUAGUUCCAUGUUAGUGUCAAGAGAAUCAAGUGCAAUCGUGGGGAAAAGCCAAUAUAUACGGUUGUAAUUAUCAAUUUUGCUAGAACGCGUUAUUCGAUAUACAUUGCUGAAACAUCGCGUUAAUACGGUUCUUGCCUUAAAUUCGGCGUGUCAUUGUUUCAGCCGAGCUAAAAUCAAGGUAAAACAUAAAUUUCGGGAAUAUUUACGUGUUCAAGGAAAUAAUUGAAAAGUCAUAAACAUCGUGUAAAAGGAUAAAAUUUUAAAAUUAUUUUCCGAAAUACCAGAGAAUCUUCCGAAACGCUCAUUUACUUGAACAAUUUCGCUGAGGAGAGCAAUAUCACGUCGAUUUACGGCACGGCAGCAGGAUGCUGAAGUCUUUUCGCUAAAAAGCUCGAUAGUUAAACGAUCAUACAGAACGUAGUACAACGGGCGUGCAAGAAGUUGGCGGGGAGGAUGUCUAGUUUUAGGAACAAUUCGUUCGGUUGUGCUUAGAUGGUAAGAAGAAAACGAAGAAAACAUACGAUUGCGAGUUUCCGUGGAGCAUUUCUAUUUCAUCAGCAUCGAUCGGGCGUACUGUACAGAUGAUGGUGUGUCGCGUGUGUGAUGAAUUAUGUAUGACGCCGUGGUUCGCGUACCGUUGCCGUCGUAAUCGCGCGCUCCGAGGUAAUGAGAUCUUAUGUACGGAAAACGCGAUAACCGCGGGACAAAUUCACUGUCUAUAAUAAAUAAUAAAACGGAUGUGAC